AUGGCGGUGGGUGGGUCGAUGCAGCACAGGAGCCCGAGGACGCCUAGGGAAUCUGUCUAUCGCCCAUAUAUAGAUUUGUUGGCCGAUGAUUCACCUAGUACUGUUCCGGAGACUCAGUACGCCGACAUCGAGACUUUCUCCUUUGAGCAGUUGGGGCAGGAGUUGGGGCUAUCGCCGAUAUGUGAGACUCCCGAUGAGGCGGAGCCUGCUGCAAGGGCUAGGAGCAAAGGCAAGGGUAAGGCCAGGGGCGGGGGUAGGGGCAAGGGAAAAGUUCCGAGCUCUUCCUCGCACACGGGGGCAGAGGAGGAGGAGGAUGAGCGGGAGAAGAGGACGAUCUGGACCGUUUGGGAAAAUGUCGCGCUUGCGAAGGCCUGGAUCGGUGUAGUAGAGGAUCCCUAUGUCGGGCCGAACCAGUAUGUUGACCGAUUGUGGCUUCGCAUUAGUGAGGCCUACCUCAUAUGCAAACCGUCUGGGGCGAAGCCUCGCACUACCGAGCAAUGUCGGAAACAGUGGCUUCGGUUGAGGCCUAAGCUCAGUCGUUUUGCCGCCCUCUACCAAAACAACAUGCGCAUGGCAACCAGCGGCAUGUCUGAGGAUGAUGUAAGGAAACGAGCCUUGGCGCAGUACCCCGACAAAGAUUUGAAGAUCAAAGAUUUUGACCAAUGGGAGGCCUUUCUCGUGGUCAGGGAUUCGCAAAAGCUUUUUGUGGGUGUCGACUCGGGCUGGAAGCUGACGAAGAUCAAUUCUUCCGGUGAGUAUAGCAGCAGUGCUGGUUCGCACAAGGUCCCCGAAGCCGAGGAAGUGGCCCCACUACCACGAUCAGACUCUCGCCGUCGUCGUCGCUCGAUGGGGCAAAAGGCUGCGUAG
Molecule: messenger RNA, 867 nt
Organism: Salvia hispanica
Lineage: Eukaryota; Viridiplantae; Streptophyta; Magnoliopsida; Lamiales; Lamiaceae
Source: RefSeq, a predicted model, not a curated record